This is a messenger RNA of Penicillium salamii, 1044 nucleotides long. The record is from the annotation of a GenBank genome assembly. NCBI's taxonomy places the organism in Eukaryota, Fungi, Ascomycota, Eurotiomycetes, Eurotiales, Aspergillaceae.
AUGUAUAGGCCAACCACAAAAAAUGAGUGGUGGGUAUGCGGCGUGUUGCUCACACAGGCCAUCAUAACAAUCGCCCUUGAAGUGCAAGUGACUUGUCUUUUUCUGAAGUCCAGGUACUUCCCUAAUGAUCGUGAUCUAACUAUCAAAACAGUUCCGGUUUCAUAUCUGAUUCCGAUCAACCUGGCAAUUUUGAUCUUUGCCGGCGUCUACAUGCUUAUUCUUGCAUUGGAUGCUAUUCAUGCAAAGAAUAACAUCCUACUGUUCGCAAUAUGCAUCUCCAAUGCCUGCAGUUUUGCGUACGCCAUCAUGCAGUACCGCUUGAUGGAAACGACGACCAUCAGACUGUAUGAGGCUCGCUUCGGGUAUCCAACCUUGGUAGACACUACUCGCAAACUCUGGCCGUCAAUCCAGCCCGCCGAGAUUGUUGUAUGCAUAAUUGCGGGAUUGGGCACUUUGGUUGUGGUUCCCUGUGUAUACUUCCUGCAUAGGGAAUAUUCUUGGGCCAUAUACAAAUCCGUCAAUGGUAGUCGCAAAACUAGAAUGCGCUAUCUCUUUUAUGAGAUCUUCCUCGUGUUGAUCAAAGUGAAUUUCUACUUCCUGAUCGGCUUUAUCGUGCAGUACAAUCUGAUAUACGUCCACUUCAGAGGUAUCGAAUAUACUCUGACUAUGUGUCUUAUUCCAGCUUCAUUGAUAUGCAUGCUGCUUGGAAUAUACUUUGUUCAACACGAACGAACAUGGGGGGUUGUUGUUAUUAUCGCCUGCUACUUGGGCGUACUUGCAUAUCUCAUCAGCCGAGUCAUAAUUCUUUUUGAGAACUCGACUGUAGGGAAAGACAUGAUGCUUCUUUUUGCUUUUGUCUCCUUGGUGCUCACUGCUGCAACUGUUAUUUGUGCGAUCGUGUGCAUUACAAACUUUGAUCGUGGCUUCAAGAUGAUCAACAGAUCAAAGAAUGGCUCUGGGCGAAGUUCAAACUAUCUGCAGCCAAACUCUCUCCCUCUUUCCCAUCCUGAUUCGCGACCAUCCUCUCGACUUACGCUGGACUAA